Cryphonectria parasitica EP155 is the source of this 1165-nucleotide messenger RNA. Its product is annotated as metallo-beta-lactamase superfamily protein. Gene Ontology annotation, biological process: secondary metabolite biosynthetic process. The transcript has 2 exons. The record is from RefSeq and is a predicted model, not a curated record. Bases 47 to 988 code for a protein of 313 amino acids. NCBI's taxonomy places the organism in Eukaryota, Fungi, Ascomycota, Sordariomycetes, Diaporthales, Cryphonectriaceae.
AGACAAGCUCGGUCAUUCACUUUCAGGUCUCCAACAUCGUGUCAGAAUGGCUCCAGGCAAAGGAGGCUAUCGCCAGAUCAACAAAGCUCUGAACAUCUGCGCUUUCGAAGACUACCUAGAGAGCCAGACAACUCUUCUGCCCCCACUUGAAGAUGUAGAGCACAUCAGUCCGCGCGUCAUUCGGGUUCUUGGCCAGAAUCCUGGAAAGUUCACUCUCCAAGGCACCAAUACAUACAUCAUUGGCACAGGCACAGAACGACUCAUCGUGGACACAGGUCAGGGAAUUCCAGACUGGGCAGACUUGAUCUCAGCAGCAGUGUCCAAGGGCAACUUCACAAUCUCGUCUGUGCUCCUUACCCACUGGCAUGGCGACCACACAGGCGGUGUGCCUGACCUGAUUCGCAUGUAUCCGCACCUCGCAGGAUCCAUCUACAAGCAUACGCCGAGCAAGACCCAGAAACCCAUCGUCAACGGGCAGGUCUUCAAAGUGGAGGGGGCUACCGUGCGGGCAGUGCACGCACCGGGCCACUCGCACGACCAUAUGUGCUUCAUCUUGGACGAGGACCAGGCCAUGUUCACGGGCGACAAUGUCUUGGGUCACGGCACGGCAGCCGUGGAGCACCUCAGCAUCUGGAUGGCGACUCUCCGCCAGAUGCAGACCCACGGCUGCAAGCAAGGUUACCCGGCCCACGGGGCGGUGAUCCCAGACCUCACCGCCAAAAUAAAUGGUGAGCUGGCGGGAAAGGUGCGUCGAGAGCGGCAGGUCCUGCAGGCGUUGCAGAAACAGGCCAAUGAGGGCGGCGUGAAGAACAGCAGGCUCACGACCAAGGAGAUUGUGACGGCUGUGUACGGCCCUCAGAUCACUGAGGAUGUGAGGAAGAUGGCCUUGGAGCCCUUUAUCGAUGAGGUUCUACGGAAACUGGCCGAGGACGGCAUGGUUGGGUUUCAACUGCGUGACGGGGUAAAGAAGUGGUUUUCAAUCUGUUGAGCUUCCAACAACAAAGUCAUUGGAUGUUUAUGUACCCCUAUCUUUUUUUUUUUCUUUCUCUUUCUUUAUCUUUCUUGGGACGAGCAAAACCUUCUUGCUUUACAGCUGUUUUUUUUCGCCCCUAUUUUCUUCUCAUGUUUGAAUCUAGUAGAGUGGUAAAUGCAACAGUUUCAGCCC